CCCCGGGAAUAUGUGAGGGGACGGAUCAAAGUCUACAUCCCUCCCUCUCAUCACUCCUUCUGCUCUCUAUCCACAGCCAGAGGCAUCUGGAAUCUCCGGGAACCGGAUCGUUUUUCUUUUAGCUAUUAAAGCGUAAAAAAUGGAUCAGUAACGCGCUUAAUGAUGCCUCUAUUGUGAAGCUAAAAGUCACUUUUACCCCAGGAGAGAAAGACUUGGAAGAAAUUGUGGCACACUUGGAUAAUAACUGGGAGUUAUUAGGGCAAACCAAAUUUUGUGGAACCGUUUCUAGCUGCUGCUCUCCGCGGAAAACAACAGUGAUUUUUUUUUCGUUCUUUCUUUCUUUCUUUUAUUUAUUUAUUUUCUUUAGUUCAAAUCUGGAUUGACCGUAGGAAUACAAACACGGAGUGAUUUCUCCCAGAGUCACGGGAUUUUGCUACAAUUUCCCCCCCGUAAAGCUCGGAGCAGUUCUGAGGGUUCAGAGGGGAGCUAAAUGCGGCUGUCUGGCGAUUCUGCCCCGGGAAGUAUGAACAGCAGCGGGUCUGGCAACUUUCUGCUGGUCCCCAUCCCGGAGUAUCCCCUGCUGGACUGCGUCCCCAACAAGACGGUGAAGAUCGCGGUGCUGGGCGCCAGUAACGUCGGGAAAACCGCUCUGAUCGUCAGGUUUCUGACUAAGAGGUUCAUUGGAGAUUAUGAAGCAAACACAGGAGCGCUCUACUCUAGAAAGGUCACCAUGGAUGGGGAGGAAGUGUCGCUUCAGAUUCAGGACACACCCUGCGUUGCCCUCCAGGAUGACGCUGAAGGCCUGUACUGCCAGGAGCAGAUCAACAGGUCCAUCUACUGGGCAGACGGGUAUGUGUUGGUUUUCUCCAUUACAGACAACAGCAGCUACCGAACCAUUCAACCUCUGUACCAGCACAUCAGGCGCAUACACCCGUCUGGAAACAUCCCAGUUAUCCUGGUUGGCAACAAGAGCGACCUGCUCCGAGCUCGACAAGUGCCCGCAGAGGAGGGCGACACGUUAGCAACUUCACUAGGGGGCGUUUACUUCGAGGCCUCGGCCAGAGAGAACCACGAGGGAGUCCACGCCGCCUUCCUCCAUCUCUGCCAGGAGGUGAUCCGGGCGCUGGGAGGCGGGAAUGGGGAGAAGAGGAAGGGCGGCCUGCACCUGGCCAGACCCAAGUCUCCCAACAUGCAGGAGCUGAAGAGGAGGUUCAGACAGGUGCUUUCCUCCAAAGUAAAAUCAGCUACAACUAUCUGACCUGGAGUUGAAUGGGGACAAAGCGUGACAUGGUAGCAGCUUCCACGCAGGAGGCGACGUCAAAGUCUUCUGUCGAAGUUAAAAGGUUCAGCGUCUGAAGCGGGACGUGAAUAUUACCGAGGCGUUCUGAGGGGAUCAAAGCCUUUCAAAGAGCACAAGGAGUUCCUCCUUAGAUAGACUGAGUUUAGCUCUGGAAAAGACUCCUGGUCAGCAGAAUCUCCGCGCUGGGAUUAACAAAGAGCAGGAGUGAUUCAUUUCUUGUUCUCAAGAGAAUGAAAAUGGAUUUUUUUUUUUUUUUUUUUUUACCCAAAGCAAUAAAAAUCUUUCAGAAUUUCAUCCAAAGACAGAUUCUUAGAUUAUACUUACGAACUUUGUUAUUUAAUUUUCAUUUCCACUGGUGUUGUUGUUUUAAACAGCAGAUGUAAAUAUUUUUACGAAUGUCAGGAUUUUUUUAAAAAAUAAUAAAGAAAAUGCCUUCCUUGCCUCCUCGAUGAGGAUAUUUUUGAACAAAAACAGGAAAUGACCCCAAAAACGCAAGAGUUCAUGGCUAUACAAAAAGACAAAUGACAGAGGACGGAAAUCCUUUGAUUCCAAACUGAGGAGUGAGUUCCUCAUCUUUAAAGAUGCCCUGGGUUCAUAUUUACAGAAUGAAAAUAUGUAAGAUUUGUUCAAAUGAGAAGGAGGUCACUUUAUAUCGUACGCUGAGGAAAUAGACAGGUAGUAUCCAACCAUUAAAAAGAGUUUAAUAAUUUCCAUGAGUUUUAUUCUAUUGUUGUUCAGUCUUUAAAAAGUUGUUUAAAGAAAAUAAAUCCCAUCUGUUGUUCGCAAUCCCUUUGUACCAAUAAAUUGUUGGUAUCAACCCUAUAAAACAC
Messenger RNA from Gambusia affinis (western mosquitofish), 2130 nucleotides. RefSeq names its product RAS-like, family 11, member A (gene rasl11a). Gene Ontology annotation, molecular function: GTP binding; GTPase activity. NCBI's taxonomy places the organism in Eukaryota, Metazoa, Chordata, Actinopteri, Cyprinodontiformes, Poeciliidae. Bases 491 to 1258 code for a protein of 255 amino acids. The record is from RefSeq and is a predicted model, not a curated record. The transcript is spliced from 8 exons.